This is a messenger RNA of Penicillium cataractarum, 1161 nucleotides long. RefSeq lists its product as uncharacterized. NCBI's taxonomy places the organism in Eukaryota, Fungi, Ascomycota, Eurotiomycetes, Eurotiales, Aspergillaceae. The coding region runs from base 1 to 1161 and encodes 386 amino acids. The transcript has a single exon. The record is from RefSeq and is a predicted model, not a curated record.
AUGGCAACUGUGGAAAUCCGUGCGCUUUGCUCUAAUCUUACAUCGAGUCUGAGCACGUCAUGCACCCAGGGAAAAAGUUACACCAACUGCACUGUAUCACUGAACAGCGGUGUCGCAUUAUGGUAUUUGACCAGCGGUGCCUCUGCCAGGCCUAUGGUUAUUAAUGUACUAUCGGGAAGCUCUAAGACUUUCUAUAAGAAUAGCAGUUUCCCUGUAAUACAGUACAUUUUGGCAAAAGGGUCAAAUGACAACCCAUCCGCGGGUGGCGGAAUCUCUACCGAGAUUGGGAACAAUACUCAGUUUGUCGCCACAGAGUGUGUCCUUCAAACAGGGGUUCGAAGCUUUCAAUCGACCGUUAUCAUGGGGGAUUAUCAAGAAACACAGCUUGCAGAGUGGCCGGUGCUGAAUAACACGGUUGAGGAUCUCGGCUAUGCAUAUUCUUUCACACCUCCAUGGAAUGAGAGCCUGGGGGCAAAAGAAAAUCAAACUUUCGGCCUAGGCUUUGAAGCAUGGGACUCAAUCUCUGUUUUCCUCGAGUUUCUUUUCGCCGGCUAUGUCUCUGCAUUCUCGGAUAAUUUCAAUUUCCAGCCAUCGCAAUCGGGGGGUGCAUACGCUACGGCUGAUGCCUUGGAGGCCGUCUUCUAUGGCAAUUUUUCAGGAACCAAUUGCCAAGAUACCGACCAAUUGUCUUGCGCCAUAAAGAAUGUUGCUGCUGCUAUGUCCAAAACUAUAAGGGACUCCGCAUUUACUUACAGUACCAGUUAUCAACCAAUUAAUUUCACCGAGGCAAACACGACUACUGGAAAAACUCAAAUCUCGGUCUCGUUUGUGGAUGUUCACUGGGAGUGGCUCGCUCUUCCGGUUAUUGUCUGGGUCCUAGGAGCACUAUCUUGUGUUUGUACCGCAUGGACGACCCGACAGGCUCAAAUACAAACCUGGAUGAAUAGCGUUCUGCCUUUCAUCUUCCUUCAUCUCGAUGGCGACAACAUCGUCGAUUUUCAGGGCAGUGGUAAUGAAAGUAGUGAACCACAGAUCAUGGGAGAGCAAAGAAGGAAUGAAAGUGAUUCGAAGGGUUAUAGUUUGGUUGGGCGUGACGAUUCUUUAGAAGCAUGUCUUCGAAUGGCAAAAAAGACACAGGCAAGGCUUCAACCUGGACCAUAG